AUGGACCUUGAAGGCGAAUACAACGGGUUCUUGGUGCAGUGGAUCGAACUGCUCGUCUCCACCAUCAUCAUCAUCCUCAUAGUGGAGGUCAUCCGUAGAAGACUUAUCCGUCUCGACGAUCAACGUGCACGCCGUCAUGGACUACAGGAUGCUAGGGAGCCAAACGUCUCCCGCAGCUCAGGCUCCUCGCUCUUCCCAAUAGGACUCAACAGCAACAAGCUAGCCGAAUACUGCUGCAACGACCCCGUAAGCAACGGCUCCCAGGUGACCUGUAGUUCUGAUUCGGGCAGUCCGUUCUUCGUCCCGGAUGCGACCCUCGUGGCGGGGUAUGCGGCGCUGGCGAACGUGUCGUCGCUGAGUGCGUCCAGUACCGCGUCGAAUAGCACGUCGUCGCCGUCGCCGUCGCCGUCGUCAUCGUCGUCCUCGGGCUCGAGCUCGAGGGACGUCGCUAUUGGGGCUGGGGUUGGUGUGCCGUUAGGGGUCAUUGCUCUGGGGGCGAUCGCUUGGGCGCUCUGGGAGAGGAGGGCUAGGACGAAGAGUCUUGCAGCGGGUGGUGGUAGUGGUGUUGGGGCUGGAGGUUGGGCUGGGGGGAAUGGGGCUGUUGCUUCGUCCGCGGCUGGAAGUAACUCACUGUAUGGGAUGCAACAGCGUGAGACGGAGCAAUGGAAGAAUCCUUCUAAUCCUGUGGAGUUGACUACGGUGGGUAGGACGCAUGAGUUGGCGUCCUGA
Messenger RNA from Aspergillus nomiae NRRL 13137, 729 nucleotides. RefSeq lists its product as uncharacterized. The transcript has 2 exons. Lineage: Eukaryota; Fungi; Ascomycota; Eurotiomycetes; Eurotiales; Aspergillaceae. The coding region runs from base 1 to 729 and encodes 242 amino acids. The record is from RefSeq and is a predicted model, not a curated record.